Messenger RNA from Plasmodium malariae, 1308 nucleotides. Its product is annotated as conserved Plasmodium protein, unknown function. Bases 1 to 1308 code for a protein of 435 amino acids. The record is from RefSeq and is a predicted model, not a curated record. NCBI's taxonomy places the organism in Eukaryota, Apicomplexa, Aconoidasida, Haemosporida, Plasmodiidae. The transcript has a single exon.
AUGGUAGUUAAGGCUGCGAAGAGGAAGAAAGCCAAGAUAAGGGCAUACGACAUCGACGAAUCGAAAAAAAUAUUUCUGUAUGCUUAUGAACAUCAAUUGAAAAAUGAAAAGAUUAAUUGGAAAAAAGCCGAGGAGUUAAGAAUAACUACACAUAGUGCAGGGUCGAUGAGAAGCCAUUAUUUAAAUUCAAUAAAACAUGAAAUAUCGUUAUAUUUAGAAAUGUACUCAGAAGAAGUAGCUAAAUUGUUCGCUAAAGUUAAAAAAUGGAAAAAAGAAGAAAAAAAAAAAAAAUUAUUAACUGUUCAGGAUAAUUUCGUUAAACAAAGGUCUAACAUUUCCUUAGAUAGAAUAACCAAAUGUAAAAGCAAAAAUUAUAACAAAUUUAAUUCUCUAAUAAUUAGUAAAGCUUUUUCUUUCAAAUGUGGACGUACCGUUAGUAACAAACAAAAUAAUUCUCUUAAUCGAAGAAACAUAGCAAAUGAAAAAAGAAAACAAAAAAAUGAGAGUCGUAUUGUAACUAAUGAAACAAACAUAAAUAAGAAUUCACUAAAAAAGGGCAAAUUUAAGCAAGUAAAAAUAAUUAAUAAAGAUGUUAUUGCAACAAAAAAUAAAAAAAUAAAUAAAAAGAAAAAGAAAAAAUCAUUAAAAAGUAAUAAAAUAAUUACAAGUACUUUAGAAAGAACAAAUAAAAUUAUGAAUAAUUUAUUUAAUACAGACACGAAUGAAAAGGUAAACAAGACAACUACAUAUGAAAAACUAGAUAAGAAGAAACACCAGAAAGAAGGGGAAAAACUAGUGAGAGCAUAUGAAAGAAUUGAAAAAAAUGUAAAUGAAAAACUAAGCAAAGAACCAGUAGAAGGGGCUAAUGAAAAUAAAAAAAGUAAAAAUAAAGUAAAAGAAGAAAAGUCAGUUCAGAUAAAACUCGAACAAAUGUGCUCUAACGAAAAUGUAAGUAACCACAUGAGCGAAACGGAUGAUACGAACGAGACAAACGAGACGAACGAAUCUGACGAAACGUAUGAAUUAAAUAAAUUAAAAAUGCUACAUAAUAAAAACAUUUCGAAAAAUGAGAAUUUGGAAGAAUUACAAUUCUACGAAUCAAGAUCAGCAAGAAGGAAUAGUGAAAAAAGUGUGUCCUCCAAAAACAAAACAAAAAACAAAUUUUACUCCAACACCUAUAACUCUAAAGAACUGAAUAAUAUAAACAAGUCCUAUGACUCUAAUUUAUUAAUUAAUAAAAGAAAAGAAAAUAAAAGAAGCUCAAUAUCUUCCAUUUUUGGCUAUAUUUAUAAAAAAAUAUUCAAUUAA